UGCAACUUGACCGAGAGUGCAAGACAGUGACGCGCGGUUCUUUUUCCCUCCUCCAUCAGAAUCCCUCAUGAAGAUGGCCGCUUAACCACUCCGCACCAUGGGUUAACUAGGCGCCUUAAUCUGGCCAGGCCGGCAGCAAACGAGGUCAGAGACGGCAGCCAGCAGAGCGGCGACGGCAGUGAGCAUGGUGGGAGCGGCGGAGGGGAAGCUGGCGCUGGGAGACAUGAGGGUGCUCAAGCCAUUGGCCCACCUGCUGGUCGGGCUGGUGCUGUACUGGGUGGCCGAGGAGAUGACGGUGCCUGUGCUGGUCGACGUCACCACCGCCGCCCUCUGCCCCGGCGACGGCAGCACCUCCUGCCCGGAGGCCAUCUACCUCACCGGCCUCCACCAAACGGUUGGAGGCAUUUUCAGGGCUGUGGGAUUCACUCUGAUGGGGCAGCUCGCCGACGAGUACGGCCGGAAGCCUCUCCUCAUCCUCGCCGCUGGCACCUCCAUCAUCCCUUACAAAGAUUUCUACCUUUUGCAUCAACAAUCAGCCUUUCAUGACUAUUGUGUUCAUAUGCUUGUUGCAGGUGUGCUUGCUCUGAGCAGCACCAAGGUCGCCGUUUACGUCUACCUUGUCACACGCACGCUCUCAUUCAUGAUCGGCCAAGGGACCAUAACCUGCCUCGCAUUGGCGUACACGGCGGAUUUGGUAGAACCGUCCAAGAGGGCGUUCGCGUUUGGCUGCAUGACCGGGAUCCUGUCGGCUUCGCACUCCCUGGGGAACGUCUUCUCCAGGUUUCUGCCCGAGCACUGGAUUUUUCAGGUCUCGGUUCUUCUGCUGGUCUGUUCCGUGGUCUACAUGAAGAUUUGUCUGGUCGAGACACUUCAGAAAGCUCCCUCUGCUUCGUGUCAGCGUUUGUCCUUGUCGUCUUUGGUUCUCGGUUUGCCGCAGCAGCGUUGGGAGUCUAUCAAGGACAACAUUAGCAUGAUCAAAAUCAACAACACACUUAAGCGAAUCACAUACAUUUCCUUCUUCUACGAGUUAGGCAUGAUUGGCAUCAGCGAUGUUCUACUGUAUUACCUGAAGCUGGUAUUUGGAUUUGACAAGAAUCAGUUCUCCGAAAUUCUAAUGGUGGUUGGAAUUGGUUCAAUCUUUUCUCAGAUACUGAUACUCCCAGUUGCUAUCCAUGCAAUUGGCGAGAAGGGAGUCCUGUGCAUUUCAAUACUUGCAUCGGUUGCUUAUGCUAUGCUGUACGGCUUGGCUUGGAGUUGGUGGGCUCCAUAUUUUGCUUCUUCACUGGGUAUCAUCUAUUGUCUGGUCAAGCCGGCUACUUAUGCGAUCAUCUCUAGGGAAGUAGUCUCAGCUGACCAGGGAAAGGCACAGGGAUUCAUCGCAACAGUGAAAUCCACAGCUAUACUGAUGGCCCCAUUGUUCAUGAGCCCUCUAACCUCCUACUUCAUUUCCGAAGAAGCACCCUUCAACUGCAAAGGUUUCAGUUUCCUUGUCGCGGGUUUCUUCUUGUGGUUAAAGUCAGGGUCUGUCCUGAGGAUUGUAUCAAAGGAUACACGGCGGAACAGAAAAAAGGCUGCUGAGCGGGGUGUUCGUACUCGUGUUGCCCCUGAUGAUGGUGAGGAAGUAGGGGUGGAGGAUGCUACUGCAUCACGUGCUGCAAAUUGCACAGAGGUGGGAGAAAUUGGAGUUGAAGGGAAGGAAGGAAACGUUCCUCAGCGAUGUUCACAAGCUGGAAGGAUUAGGGCCUCAUCACGGAGGUUCGUGAAGGUGAACAAGGAACUGGCACCUGUUCAAAGGUCGUUCCUGUAUGAGAAGAUGUUAGGAGGUUUGGUAAACUUAGCAGACACACUGCCUUCCGACUUGACGAAGUUCCUAGUCCAGUCAUACGACCCAGAACCUUAUGUUCUGUUGAAGAGCAAUGUGAGCUUAUUUGUUGCUGACCACAUAGACGAAGCAUUCCACAACAUGGGUGAGGACAAGCAAACAGUCUGUUGCUACCUAUAUCAUUUGAUGAUUCUUUACAUUGAUGCACUUGAUGUUGAUGUGCGAGUAAGCCACUGCGAGGUUCGAGCCAAUGCCUAUGAUAAGAAUCUAAUCAAUAAGAUAAUAGAAAAGGACUUGAUUUCGCUUGGCGUCUUUGGGAAACUUCAAGUGAAUUGGACAUUCUGCUCAAAGUCUGUAAUUGCACAUUUUUUCCACAUAUCUCUCAAGGAGCAGUAUAGAAGGAAACAUGAUUCAAGACUCUUCAGAGGAUUACUGCAGGCAGAAGCGUUUGUGGCGUCAAAGGUUCCAAUGGGUUACAAUCCCCAUAAGAAGUUCAAGUUAGCAAGUAUGGUUCAUGAUCUAUGUAAAGGAAUAUCUGAUAAUCUUGGCAACUUCAUCGAAGGUUUUGCCAAGCUUGAUGAAGAGGAACCAGAUUUGUCUCCUCUCAAGGGGCUGUCAAGUGGUCACAGAAAGGCUCAAAGCUCACACACUAGGCGUCUGAAGCGUCAAUCUGCUGCCAAGCAAACAAAAGAGGUGGAGGGAAGUGAAGAAGAUGAAUUUGUGGAGGAAAGUGAGUCAGAGGAAGAAGAUGUUGACCUGGGAGUUGGCAAUGAUUCUGAAGAAAGUGAUGAGUCCGAAGAAGAAGGUGAGGAUGAAGAGGGAAGGAAUGUUGAAGAACAUGAUGAUGACAAUGACAAGGACGAUGCUGAUGAUGACAGUGACGAUGAUGUUGACAACGAUGAAGACAAAGAAGAGUCCGGUAAUGACGAUGAGGAAGAGGGAGAGGAAGGAGAUGCAACAGACAAGCGGGAAGGUGAGGAUGUCGACAAGGUUGAUGAAGAUGAGCAAAGAAAGGAUGGGGGCAGUGAUGAUGACAGCGAGGAGACACAUGACGAUGACAGGGGGGCCUUUGAUGGAGGUAGUGACAGUGGGAAGGAUGAUGAUGAUGGCAUGGGCGGCGGUGACAGCAGUUCAAAGAUGGCAAACACUUCUGGAGAUGGAGGAAACAGCAGCAGCAGCUCAACUGAUGAUAGUGUAACUCUAUAG
Triticum aestivum (bread wheat) is the source of this 3028-nucleotide messenger RNA. RefSeq lists its product as uncharacterized. The record is from RefSeq and is a predicted model, not a curated record. Gene Ontology annotation, biological process: transmembrane transport. Gene Ontology annotation, molecular function: transmembrane transporter activity. Bases 185 to 3028 code for a protein of 947 amino acids. NCBI's taxonomy places the organism in Eukaryota, Viridiplantae, Streptophyta, Magnoliopsida, Poales, Poaceae. The transcript is spliced from 22 exons.